CCGGAGGUAGAUUAUGAAGUUAAGAGAUUUGUGAAUGAAUCCCCGGCACGAUCGCUUACUACUAGUUUCUUGGGGGAGGGGGAUGGUGUUGGCGGCGGCGACUGGGAUGGGAUGGGAAAAGGCGGACUGGUGGAGAAAGUCCUUGCGUUGCUAACCCUAGGGAGGGGGAGAAAAAAAGCGAGCCCAACAACACACAGGGCUCUGCUUACACCAUGAGAAGGGGAGCUCUUGGCUGCAUUGUGGGCUCGCUCAACAUUCAGCUGUGGAUUUCUUGCUGUGUCUUAGCUCUUGCCGGAGGUCAUGCAAAUCGACCUUAAAAGAAUGCAUAAGCCAUAAAUUAAAAUAAACCCCGUAGCCACGGGCUGAUCCAUAAGCAGACAAUACCUAACCUGGACAAAACGGCUUCCUUUACGAACUGGACGAAAAGAAUAGUGCCUAAAGUAAACGCAAAGUCAGUUUCAUGAAGUCAAAAGAAAUUUAUCAGUGAUUUCUGGGUGUAUUUAAGAAUGUCUUCCAAGCAGGCCACCUCUCCAUUUGCAGCUGAUGGAGAGGAAACACCAACCCAGGACUUAGCAUCGCAGGAGCAGGAGGAAGGCAACAAUGAAGAGCUGGUGGCUUCCCAUCUGCCUCUGCACACCUUAUUGCACAACAAACCUCACUCUGAGGAGCUGCCAACUUUAGUCACUACAAUCCAACAAGACGCUGACUGGAACAGUGUUAUCUCAACCCAGCAUAGAAUGGAGACAGAAAGUAAUAAGUUAUGUUCCUUAUAUUCCUUCCGAAAUACUUCUACCUCACCACAUAAGCCCGAAGAAGGAGGUCGUGACCGCAGUGACCUAAUGACCAGUGUUAAUUUUGGAACUCCAGAACGCCGCAAAGGAAGUCUUGCCGAUGUGGUGGACACACUGAAACAGAAGAAGCUGGAGGAAAUGACCAGAACUGAACAGGAAGAUUCAACUUGCAUGGAAAAGCUACUUUCGAAAGACUGGAAGGAGAAAAUGGAAAGAUUAAACUCGAGUGAACUCCUUGGAGAAAUCAAAGGUACACCUGAAAGCCUAGCAGAAAAAGAACGACAGCUCUCCACCAUGAUCACCCAGCUCAUCAGUUUACGGGAGCAGCUUCUGGCUGCUCAUGAUGAGCAAAAAAAGCUGGCAGCAUCACAAAUUGAAAAACAAAGACAGCAAAUGGACCUUGCUCGCCAACAGCAAGAGCAGAUUGCAAGACAACAGCAGCAACUUCUGCAACAGCAGCACAAAAUCAAUCUACUGCAGCAGCAAAUUCAGCAGGUUCAGGGUCACAUGCCUCCGCUCAUGAUCCCAAUUUUUCCACACGACCAGCGGACAUUGGCAGCAGCUGCUGCAGCCCAGCAGGGUUUCCUUUUCCCCCCAGGAAUAACUUAUAAACCAGGUGAUAACUAUCCUGUGCAGUUCAUUCCGUCAACAAUGGCAGCUGCUGCUGCUUCUGGACUCAGCCCUUUACAACUCCAGCAACUAUAUGCAGCUCAGUUGGCCAGCAUGCAGGUUUCACCUGGAGCCAAGAUGCCCUCUACCCCUCAGCCACCAAACACAACAGGGGCACUUUCACCUACUGGAAUGAAAAACGAAAAGAGAGGGACCAGUCCUAUAACUCAAAUUAAGGAUGAUGUGUCGCUAUCAGCCUCUGAAUCUUUUCUGAAGCCCCAGACCCAUUAUCGACAGCCGGUGAAAUCCUGUCAAAUCCUCGACACCGCCAACACAUUUGCAGGUGCAUUCUUCCCUACUAGUAAAUCAAGCCCAGUGAAUGUGGCCAAUAAAAGUGGACUCCCUAGCCCUAUUGGUGCAGCUCUGGGAAGAGGAUCCUCACUAGACAUCCUUUCUAGUCUUAAUUCACCUGCCCUAUUUGGGGACCAGGAUACAGUAAUGAAAGCCAUUCAGGAGGCACGCAAGAUGAGAGAACAGAUCCAGAGGGAGCAGCAGCAACAACCACAUGGCAUUGAUGGAAAACUUCCUUCCAUCAACAACAUGGGUUUAAACAACUGCAGAACUGAAAAGGAAAGAAUACAUUUUGAAAACUUAAGCCAACAGUUAUCAGGGAAGCCCAAUGAAGAUGGAAAACUGGGCCCAGGAGUCAUUGACCUUACAAGGCCAGAAGAUGCAGAGGGAAGUAAAGCAAUGAAUGGCUCUGCAGCUAAACUACAGCAGUAUUAUUGUUGGCCAACAGGAGGUGCUACUGUGGCUGAAGCGCGAGUCUACAGAGAUGCCAGGGGCCGAAGUAGCAGUGAGCCACAUAUCAAACGACCAAUGAAUGCUUUCAUGGUUUGGGCAAAGGAUGAACGCAGAAAAAUUCUCCAAGCUUUCCCUGAUAUGCACAACUCUAAUAUCAGCAAAAUUCUUGGCUCCCGAUGGAAAUCCAUGUCUAACCAAGAGAAACAACCUUACUAUGAAGAGCAAGCACGGCUAAGUAAAAUCCAUCUAGAGAAGUACCCUAAUUACAAAUAUAAACCCCGACCAAAACGCACAUGCAUUGUUGAUGGCAAGAAACUGCGUAUUGGAGAAUACAAACAACUGAUGAGAUCUCGAAGACAGGAGAUGAGACAGUUUUUUACUGUAGGGCAACAGCCUCAGAUUCCAAUCACCACAGGAACAGGUGUGGUCUACCCUGGUGCUAUUACUAUGGCAACUACUACACCAUCACCUCAGAUGACGUCAGAUUGCUCCAGCACCUCUGCUAGCCCUGAGCCCAGCAUCCCUGUCAUUCAGAGCACUUAUGGCAUGAAGACAGACAGUGGGAGCCUUGCUGGAAAUGAAAUGAUAAAUGGGGAGGAUGAGAUGGAAAUGUACGAGGACUUUGAAGAUGACCCCAAAUCAGACUAUAGCAGUGAAAAUGAAGCCCAUGAGGCUGUUACUGCCAACUGAGGAUGUUUGCUGAAUUAAAGUACUCUGACUUUUUUGUUUUUGUUUUGAACAAAAAGUUCUUAAAUGAGCCUGCAUGCAUGUGUGGCUCCUACAGUUACAUCUGCAGAAUGGUCUUAAAUGUUUCUUAAUGUGUGACACAGAUUGUUCCUUAAUUUUUCAUGAACUUUUUUUUUAAUUUAGGUGAAGACAUUAAGUAUCAGACAUUGGGACUUGAAAACUUAUAUGAAUCAAUAGCUGUCUUACAAGUCUUACCUUUUUGUCUUUUUUUCCUUCCUCCUGGAUGCUGAUAAAAAGGUUUAAGUUACUGUUUUAAAUGGGGGUUUUACAUUCUCACUCAGGUAUGCUGUGCCAGCCUACAGGUUGUGAAUGUGUUUUUAUUCUGACUUAUUUUAGAAAACAAAAACAGAACAAAAAUGAUCAAACUUUCCUAUCAUGAAACAGAACAUGUCCUCAAAUAUGUUCAUCUGUGUAUCGUAGCUCAUGUUUUUUAAACAAGUCUCUAAAUUCCGUUUUUUCUCUACAUGUAUAGCUGAUCUUUUGAUGUGCCAAACUUUCAUAACUUUUGAAUCUUAAAAUUUUAAAAAAGUCUUAAGGAAGAUACUGUAAAGUCUUAGACAAUCCUUUGGCAUCUUAAAAAAACACACACCAGUAUAUCUUUAAAAAAAUAAUUUUCCAGAAAAUGGUAAUGUACUCAGGAAUCUGGAGACAGGAUUUUCUAAAAAUAGUGAACAUAGUUGCCACAGUGCACUUGCCCAUUUGCCUCUUGAUGUAACAUCAGAUGAAAAUCUAAUGAAAGCACAAAAGAGUGAACACCAGCUAUAGACAGGCCUGUCUUGAGAAUAAGGCCACCUCCAAAUCCAUUCUCCAUCCCUUUGCUUUUAUCCCUACAUUCAGUCUUAAUGAUCAUUUCUCUUAAAUAAUGUCUUCAUUCCAGAAUGUCAGAGGUCCAUUAAAUUUUAAAAGUACUGUUGUGGUGGCAUUAUAUUUUCAGCUUGUCAUUGAUUUCAUUAUAUGCCCUCAAGUGAGUAUCUUAAACUAGGAGGGCACUUAAUAUUCAAAGGGAAAUAUAUACACAUAUGGGGAAUUGUUUAUUCAUGCCAAAAACAUUUUGGGAAAUUGUAUGAUAUGUAGAACAUAAGAAUAUGAAUCCUUUCAGUAUUUGCACCAUUUGUCUGUGCUGUGGGUUUGCUUUUUUUACACACAGGCCAGAAUCCAAAGGCUCUUCCAAAUAGUUCCACAGGCUCAGGAGUGUUUUUGAAUUAAGUUUCCUGAGCUGCUACUUCCUUCCUUUACCACUUCAUGGUAAAGCCAUUUUUGAAACUGAGGAAGUAUCUAUAGUAGUUUGCAAUAUGAAAUGGGAGUCUAUUGUUGAAUGGGUAAAAACUAACACAGAACAUGACAUUAGCCCUUAGACCUUCUUAAAGUAAUUCCUUGAAUCGCAGCCAUAUAUUAUUUAACAAUUCUAUAGUAGUCAGAGAAUACAGACAGCUAGAAAUUCCACUGAAUCUUCCUGAAUUUUUAGAGAAAUAAAAUUCUGCAGCAGUUAAGUUUCUACAGGUUGCUGUUCCUAUAAUCAAGCUGAAAGACUCCCUUACUGUCAUCACUGUGUUAAGCUAUCCAUCAGAUCUACACAGGAAAAAGCCACACAAUACCUUAAUGUUUCAGAUAAUGUGUAAGUUCCAGAAAACUCAAAAGAGUACUGAGUUCAAUCCUGUACUUUACCAUUGAAUUAUAGUCGUAGUCCACUUUUUAAAAAAAGAGUGCAAUCAGAUUAUAUUCUUAAAACACAUAAGGUUUGAAGGAUAUUAAUACUUGUCCUGUAAGAUGGCUAGAGAUUUUUAGCAAAAUUCCAGGCAUAUUGUAAAAUUAGAUUAAUACUUGUGAAGUGCUUUGGGGUGUUUGGAUCAAAAGUAUUGCUGAAAUGUAACACUUUAUUUAAUCAAUUAUUUUAUUGAUAAGGCUGCUUGGAGUAAAUUUAAUAUUGCCAGGUUAAUAAUAUGGAUAUUAAUAUGGAUAUUAAUGUAAAAUCCAUUGGUCCAAAUAAGAUGUUGAGUGUCACCAUUUGACCCAGAAAGCUGGAUUAGAUCAAUUUUAUGCAGCAUGAAAGUUGGUAAACCAAAAUCUACUCUCCAAAUUUGGGGUACAGAAACACCUGCUUACUCCACCUCAUCAACAAAUUCUAAAACAGUGACUGCAGCUGGUUGUAAAUAUCUUACUUUUAAAAUCUGAGUAAGAGACAGAAAAAUAUAUUUUGUUCACAAGGUUAUCUGUAUGAAUUAAUGUAACUGUUUUGAAGAGCUAUUUACUCUAAAGAGGUGGCAAACCUAUUGGUGCAAAGUGUUCAUAAUCUCUAAUAGCUACUUUGCACAAGCACUUUUGCAGCCCUAUCCAAAGCUGGAGGCAGUGGGACAUGGCGCCAAUGUGGUGCCACUUGGGCCCUUUCCGCACGGGCCGAAUACAGCGCCCUGGGGACGGCAAAAACGCCAUCUCCGGGGAACUGUUCAC
Molecule: messenger RNA, 5399 nt
Organism: Sphaerodactylus townsendi
Lineage: Eukaryota; Metazoa; Chordata; Lepidosauria; Squamata; Sphaerodactylidae
Gene: SOX6
Product: SRY-box transcription factor 6
Exons: 17
Coding region: 507-2894 (795 amino acids)
Biological process (GO): central nervous system development; cell fate commitment; positive regulation of chondrocyte differentiation
Cellular component (GO): nucleus
Molecular function (GO): DNA-binding transcription factor activity, RNA polymerase II-specific; RNA polymerase II cis-regulatory region sequence-specific DNA binding
Source: RefSeq, a predicted model, not a curated record